Owenia fusiformis is the source of this 3190-nucleotide messenger RNA. NCBI's taxonomy places the organism in Eukaryota, Metazoa, Annelida, Polychaeta, Sabellida, Oweniidae. The record is from the annotation of a GenBank genome assembly.
AAUAUUGGCUCGUGGAUCCGCCCCUGCUACAUGUAUAUCCUGCUAUCGCGGGUUCAAAACGUAGAUCUGAAAAAAUCAAUUCUGCGAGCAUAAUCACGUGAUGUAAACACAAUGAAGGCCGAUGAAUAUGCAUGCUACCAACACACAAUCAAUACUACCAGUGAAUGAACGGCCAAGAUAGAAUGUAAAUAUAUCUGCAGCAGUCGGAGUAUGAUAGGAAUGAAACAGUUAUCACAACGCGAUUUACAACCGAGCAUAUCUGAAAAUUGAACAUGUUCGUUCUCCUACUAGCUGUCAUCCAAGAUUCUUUAAUUUGAAGGAACAUUUACAGUGACAAACUAGGAGACAACUGUAAGAAAGACUACACUAUUAUUUGGAUUGGAUUUAGGAUUUGUGAUUUGCGAAUGCAGGGCACUUCUGUUGUUUGCAUUAACCUAAGUUCACCUCAGGGCAUCACAACGAUGGCUACCCUGAAUAAUCAGUAAUAAACACACUGAAGAGUUAGACAAUGUUCUCUUUUAAAGAAGCAAAAUAAACUUUUUGAAGGGGUAGAUGCAUCUUGCAGUUUUGUUUUUACUGAAACAACCAAUGGUCCACGUGUGUGGAGUGAAAUUAUAGACAUAUGUAGAGAAUAUAAAUAGUUCAGAAGCCUUAUGUUGCAUCUAAUCAUCUUAUGGAUUAGCUACUUGUUUUGACCUGACAUUGCCACGGUUGAAAUUCUCCCGCAGUGCACUUACAGCGUCAACAUCGUAUGGUUUUGCAAUAGUGACACUGCUAGUAAGCUCGCACAUAGUUUCGUUCUAUUAAGCUAUGGCGACAUCUGCGCCUGAAGCAUCGACAGGAGCAGCUCUACCAAUGACAUCAUCAAAGGCAGCGGAGCGGAGACGCUUGUCGUCCCUUCACAAGGAAAUCUCGAAACAUGAGGAAAAAUUGACAAAUCUUCAGAAGCCAACUGAUAUUGAUGACGUUUUGUUUGAUCUAUUGAAGGAUUCAGAGGAGAAUGUCCCCAUCACAAAAUUCUGGGCGGCAUUGGACUGUACAGGUCUACGAGAAACUGAUCCUAGACUGAAAGAAACAAGACAGCACUUCCAAACCAUGCGGAACCAGUUGGCAUAUGAUACUUCAAAAUCAGGAGACAGCGUCUUAGAUAGACAACGAUUUAAAGACUUCAUCCACGAAAACAUCGUAUUGAUAGGCAAAGCCUUUAAGAAUCAGUUUAUCAUCCCUGACUUCAUCCAGUUCACCGAGCAGAUACACGACAUCUAUGAAAUAUGUAAGAACGACAGGAGAGGAAAGCCGGCAGACUAUAUCCCUCAGCUUGCUAGAGCUAAUCCUGAUAACUGGGGCGUGGCACUCUGUACGGUGGAUGGACAAAGGUAUUCUGCAGGGGACACAACUAUCCCUUUCUGCAUUCAGUCAUGUUCUAAACCGCUUAACUACGCCCUGGCGCUGACAGACAUGGGAGCAGAGAAAGUACAUAGCUAUGUAGGUCAGGAACCAAGCGGCAGGAGCUUCAAUGAAAUAUGUCUCGAUUCUUCCAAUAAACCACACAACCCAAUGAUCAAUGCGGGCGCAAUCAUUACCUCCUCACUGCUCAAACCAACACUCAGGAUAGCUGAUAGAUUCGACUAUGUGCACAGUCAAUAUAAACGUAUAGCUGGAGGAGAGUUUGUCGGCUUCAGCAACGCAACCUACCUCUCAGAAAAGGAGACAGCUGAUAGGAAUUUCUCUUUAGCUUAUUACAUGAGAGAAAAUAAAUGCUUCCCUGAAAAUGCAGAUCUGGUAAAAACGCUGGAGUUUUAUUUCCAGCUAUGCUCGGUUGAGAUUACGGCGGAGACUGGUGCUGUGAUUGCCGCUACGCUCGCCAAUGGAGGUAUCUGCCCUACUACUGGUGAGAAAGUACUAACUGGAGAUGCUGUCAGGAAUACAUUGUCGUUAAUGUACUCGUGUGGCAUGUAUGACUACUCAGGGCAGUUUGCAUUUAAGUGUGGUUUACCUGCGAAAUCCGGUGUUGCCGGGGCGAUUCUUAUUGUGGUACCAAAUGUAAUGGGUGUUUGUACGUGGGCGCCCUCCUUGGAUGAACUUGGAAAUAGUUGCAGAGGAAUCACAUUCUGCAAGGAAUUAGUAAACAAGUUCAGUUUCCAUAACUAUGACGAUCUGAUGCACACUACCAAAAAGAUGGAUCCGCGAAGCAGAAAGGCAGACGUCUCUGCUGAGUCUGUGGUGAAUAUUUUAUUCGCAGCUGCUACUGGUGAUAUUACAGCAUUAAGAAGGUUUGUGUUGUGUGGAUGUGAUAUGGCUAUGUCAGAUUAUGACGGUCGCACAGCGAUGCAUCUUGGGGCGGCAGAAGGUCACAUGACCGUACUUAAGUUCCUCAUAGAGAAAUGUAAAGUGCCAGUGAAUCCAAAAGACAGAUGGGGAUUUACACCAUUGGAUGAUGCCAAGAGAUUCAAACAUUCAGAAGUUGUCAACUAUCUACAAUCUCACAAAGGAGUAGAAUCUUCGUGUCUUUCUGAUUAAUUGUUUGAAAAAGAGUACAAUGUCGUGAUGUAGAUGCAUGAUUGAACAAUAGUGCAGUCAGAAGUUGUAAUUUCUACAUGAUUCUACAAAAUAAUGUGACUUCAUGAUAAUACACACAUCCAGCACAUGAAAGUUGCAUCUGCAUGAUUAUACCAAAUAGCUAGGUCAUAUGAUUGUGUCACCGUACAGCUAUAGGUCACAUCGUAAAAUGCCUACAUAAUUGUACAGCAUAGAUAGCGGAUGUAAAUACGUGACAGGACAGACCACAAUGUACAAGGUAAUAUGUGGUAGAGAAAUACAAAACGGACGGAUCCUGAAAUUAGGCGAGGAAACAUUAAUAGGCAGAUGUAGGCAUACAUGUAAUAUAAGGAGGUAUACUAGUAUUACCACGCAUGUUGACUUCACAAAGGUUUUAGUUGAAAGUGCCUGAAAAUAUGUUUUCUUGUAAAAUGAUGGCGAGGCAGUUGCUUCACCUACUGCAUCAUGCGCCUCGCCCAUGAUACAAGUCUUCCUGUACAGUAUAGUUAAUUGUCUACAAUCGCAUGGUGCAUCAUGCUAUCAGUCUUCAUUUUAUGUUUUCAUUCAUGAACCAGAUUUCUAAGAAUUUUUUUCUUUAAAUUUUUUGACAAGGCAGUGGCCUCGACUGCCUCAUGCGUAGCUUCGUUCAUGG